AUGAUUUAUGUUAUUUUUCUAAUCUCACAUUGUCUAUCCUCUAUUAUUGAAGUUAAUUUCAAUGAUAACUCAAAAUGGGAAGGUGAGUUUCAAAAUUCAUCCAACAAUACUUAUAGAAUCAAACAUAAUGAUUAGGUCUAAUAUUUUUUUUAUAUCAAAGUGGAACUAGAUAUAAUAAAUCCAAAAUUUAUGUUGUUGGCUGAAAAGUAUUAACCUAUUUCAAAUCCAUUUUCACCAAUUCUCAAAGAUGGAGAAAAUGUUGAUGCAACAAAGUAAUAACUUCCCAUAAUUCUAUAGUCUAUAUGAAAACAGAUAAAUAAGAUUUCUCAAAAUUGCAUCUUUUGAUUAAAAUAUUUAUGUUACAACAAUUGGUAAUGUUGAAGGAUAAAGGUAUAAGAUAUCAAUUGUAAAAACAAAGAAUUCUUCCAUUUGUUAAAAUGAUUGUUCAGGAAAUGGCAUUUGUGAGGUAUUAUUUGAUCUAUUAAAGGAACAAGGAUGUUUUUGUGCAAUGAAUUAUACAGGAAUUGAUUGCAGUUACUUUGCUACACCAAUAAUUGAUAAAAUUUCAAUAAUUGAAUACUAAAAUGAAAAAAACUACUUUACUUUCUUAACUUUACCUACUUCUUCCCUUUAAGGUUAAUAAUUCAUUCUAAAAUUUAAAGUAAUUUACUCCUUUUUAGUUUUAGACAAAUAACUCUAUAGGUUUAUAAAUUUUAGUUUAUAAGACAUAGGCUAUCAUUAAUCCUUUUGAAUAGCUUUCAUUUAAUCCAAAAUUAUGUGAUAUAUUUUAAGUUUCUAAAAAUAAAGAUCUAGAAUUACUUUUAAUGGUACCAGAAACGUUUAAAUAAAGAUAAAGAAUUAAUUUUGGAAUUAAGACUAUUUUUCCUAAUUUUAUAUUGUAAGAUUUAGAAAUCUCUAUAGAGGAAUAUACAAAAGAAGAAAUUAUAUAUAUAUCAGAUACUAUCAUAAUAAUCAUUAGUAUUAGUUGUGUUGUUUUUGUAUCCUUAAUUAUAGUAUUCUGUUGUUAUAAACAUUAUUAAAGAAAAUAAUUACAAAGAAGAAUGAUGAUGUAGAAUUAAGAAGCUCUACAUUCAGGAUAAGAUAAUCACCCUAUUAUACCUUAAUAGAUUUAACUUGAAGAAAUUUGUUAGAAAAACUUUUUAUAAAUGUUAUCUUCAAAAGAAAUUAAUCCAGAUGAAUAUUGCUCUAUUUGUUUAGAACCUUUAAAAUCAGCUUUAGAAGUUAGAUAAACAAGAUGCCAGUAAUUAUUAUUAGUUAUUUUUUUAGUCAUAAUUUUCAUACCUAAUGUAUAAAUUUAUGGUUAGAGAAAGCCAAACAUGAAUGUCCUAUAUGUAGAUAAUAACUUGAACUUAAAGCAUAGGAUGAAAUAUUAAGAACUUGA
Messenger RNA from Paramecium pentaurelia, 1402 nucleotides. The record is from the annotation of a GenBank genome assembly. Lineage: Eukaryota; Ciliophora; Oligohymenophorea; Peniculida; Parameciidae.